Saccostrea echinata is the source of this 1749-nucleotide messenger RNA. Its product is annotated as transmembrane protease serine 9-like. Gene Ontology annotation, biological process: proteolysis. The transcript has 14 exons. Bases 22 to 1749 code for a protein of 575 amino acids. NCBI's taxonomy places the organism in Eukaryota, Metazoa, Mollusca, Bivalvia, Ostreida, Ostreidae. The record is from RefSeq and is a predicted model, not a curated record. Gene Ontology annotation, molecular function: serine-type endopeptidase activity.
CAAGACCACGCCGUUCUGAAGAUGAAGGUUGCAGUGUUACUUUGCCUCUUUGGGUUGUCGGUUGCUGUACCAAUGAUCAGACAACCAGCAAGGGAGAUCCUAGGGUCACUGAACCGAAUUUCACACCCAAUGGACGAGCAAGAAACGCGCAUUGUCGGUGGUCAGACCGCCAGUACGGGGGAGUGGCCAUGGCAGGUGUCUCUUCAGAUCGGGACCUCUCACAUCUGUGGCGGAUCCUUGAUUUCUGCCAACCGAGUCUUAACGGCUGCCCACUGUGUCGAAGCAUACAGCAACAGACCGACAACAUACGUAGUGGAGGCUGGUAUCACACGAGUCAGUGAAAACGGAGAAAGAAGAACCGUGUCAAGAGUCAACUUGCAUCCUCAAUACAGUGGAUCGAGUGCCGGUUACCCGAAUGACAUUGCGGUUCUGGAGCUGAGUUCAGCUUUUCCUCUUGGUUCCAAUAUCGCCUUAGCGACCCUGCCCUCAAGCAAUGAGGACUUCCUUAGCGAGCCUCAAAACUGUUGGAUGACCGGCUGGGGCCGAACUAAUGUCGGAACAUCUGGAUCAACAUCUAAUUCUCUGAUGGAAGCACAGAUUAGAAACAUCGGAAAUACCGAAUGUGCAAAUAGAUGGAGUGGAAUCAACGGAGCCAGCAUUUUCAAUAGCCACAUCUGUCUGUAUGAAGAGGGGAAAUCAGCUUGCAGUGGUGACAGUGGUGGACCUUAUGUGUGCGAGAAGAACGGAGAAUGGAGACUUGCCGGAGUGACGUCAUGGGGAAUCAGCACGUGUUCGGGUAGCUAUCCUAGUGUGUAUACCCGGGUGUCUAGUUACCGCAGCUGGAUCUCUAACUAUUUGAAACGUCGUUCCAUAGAAACCCAGCUCAUUUUAUCCAUCAGUGACUUAGCUAGGAGUUUGGAUAUAGGGGAACAAGUAGACUGCGCGGCUACAAAGCCAACCAUUUACCAGCCUGCAAAAGAAAUACUUCGUGGCAUGGCUUUGAAACCAGAAUUUCCGGACGACCUCCAUCGUAUUGUAAACGGACAGGAGGCUUCCCCCGGGGAGUGGCCGUGGCAGGUGUCCCUCCAGUACCGUCAGUUCUCGUUCAUGCAGUUCUCUCACAUUUGUGGAGGAUCCCUCAUCAGACCAAACUGGGUUCUGACCGCUGCCCACUGUGUCGAUGGAAUGUCACGUUCAAACUUGCGCAUUGAAGCUGGAAUCGACAAAGUUUCUGAAAAUGGUGCUACCAGAUCCAUCAGCAGAGUCAUAAUGCAUCCCCAGUACUCUUCCUCCAGUGGGGGUUACCCUAACGACAUAGCCUUGUUGGAACUCUCUUCAUCCUUCACUGUUGGCGGGGAUAUCCAGCUUGCCAAUCUACCUACAAAUGCUAAUGAAGAUUUCACCUACAUUGCUGAUUGCUUUAUCACAGGCUGGGGAAGAACUUCAGGAGGUGGAUCUGUCUCUGAUAUCCUUAUGGAGGCCCAAAUGACAAAUAUCGCAAAUACUGAAUGUGCGAACCUCUGGUCAAACGUCAAUGGUGCCGCCAUUUUUGACUCCCACAUCUGUCCAUACGAAUCCAACAAAUCUGCCUGCAAUGGAGACAGUGGUGGUCCCUAUGUUUGCAAAAAGAAUGGUGAUUAUAUGUUGGCUGGAGUGACGUCGUGGGGCAUUAGCACGUGCGAUGGAUCGUACCCGAGUGUUUACACCAGGGUGUCCAAGUAUUUGGACUGGAUGGCAAACUACAUCUAA